GUGAUAUUAUAUAUUAUACUACAGUUGGUGUGGGUAUAAAUUUAAAAACACGAUCCAACUAUGUAGACAGAUUGCUAGUGCUACCCUCGCGCCUCAGUAAAAACUCGGCACGCUUCCCGCAAAGAGGUUUUCAUUCGCUGUCAAGUGAUUUGUCAACCUGUUCAGUAGUUAUUUAGCCGAGAUAAUUUGCGGGUCACUUGUACAAUCACCGAUAAUCUAGUCUACCAUCGCACGCGUCGACAAACAAAAUGACUUGGAGUGCCCCAGCUCCCGCGGCCAGAGCUGAACCGCACGCGAAACGCAACUGACGCGUCAUGAUAAAGCUAUUUAUUUAGUUCCAAGUCGUCAGGAUGAAAGCUAAGGACAGCAUCGACCUGGACGCUAUCCUGACGGAGCUGGGCCAGUUCGGGAGGUACCAGGUGUACACGUACUGCUACAUUCUUCUGCCGAUCUUGUUCAGUUCUGUUUACAACGGACAGUACAUUUUUGCCGCAAGCGAUUUGGAUUACAGAUGCAAGGUGCCCCAAUGUGAGUCUGACCCCCCCCAGUACGACACCCACGGCUGGGGUCUCUGGGCGUUGCCGGAGGACGGCCGCUGUCGGAGGCUGCGCCCUCUCGGCAACGGGUGCUCCGCGCAGGACUUCCACUACAACGAGACGGAGCCCUGCGACGCCUGGGUCUAUGCAAAUGACCACUCUAUUGUUACUGAGUUCGACCUGGCGUGCGAGAACUGGAAGCGCACGCUGGUGGGCACCGUGCACAGCGUCGGCCUGUUCGCCGCCCUGCCAAUCACCGCGUACAUUUCAGACGGGUUCGGCCGCCGCACUGCGUUCAUCCUGACCGCGGUGUCGGCCGGCGUGAUGGGUCUCAUCCGGUCGUUCUCCCCGAACUACAUAUUCUACCUCAUCUUCGAAUUCCUGGACGCCACGCUCGGCUCAGGAGUCUACAGCUCUGGGUUUAUUCUUGCUCUUGAAAUGGUGGGCCUUAAACGCAGAGUUUUGGGCGGUAACCUUAUAUCCUGCACAUUUGCAUUGGGCUCGGUCACCCUCGCGCUGGUAGCGUGGGCAGUUCCCUACUGGAGGACGUUAACAAGAGUGAUCUAUGCACCGUCGCUUCUGUUCAUAUUCUACUACUUCUUCGUGGAAGAGAGCGUGCGAUGGUUGCUGAGCAAAGAAAAGAAGGAAGAAGCAGCGAGGAUCAUAUUCAAGGCGGCAGCGAUAAAUAAUAAGAAACUUAAGCCGGAGUCUGUGAAACAGCUGACGGAGAACAGGCAUGAAGUACCGACGAUAUUUAAAGGCGCCAUCCCACCGAGGGACGAGAGAGAACCAUCAACGACAAAGAAAAUACUCAAAUCCAAAAUCAUGGUUUCGAGAUUAUGCAUCUGUUCGUUCUGGUGGAUCACCGUGACCUUCAUCUAUUACGGGCUGUCCAUCAACUCGGUUUCCUUGGCUGGGAACCGCUACGUGAAUUAUAUCCUCACAUCCCUGGUCGAGAUCCCAGGGUACUGCAUCAGCGUCCUAACCCUGGACCGCUUCGGGAGAAAAGCCACAAUCAUGACCGCAUUUUUCAUUUGCGGUUCCUCUUUGUUGGCUAUGCCGUUUAUAUCGAAAGAGACUCUCCAGUGGCUGGUGACAUCGCUGUCCAUGGUGGGCAAGCUGUGCAUCAGCAUGGCCUUCAGCAGCAUCUACAUCUUCACCUCUGAGUUGUUCCCCACGGAGGCCAGGCACAGGUUGUUGGGAAUCUGCUCGAUGUUCGGGAGGAUCGGGUCUAUUGUGGCUCCGCAGACGCCACUCUUGAUGGAGUACAUGGAGUCGUUGCCGUACCUGAUAUUCGGCGCGAUGGCCGUGACGUCAGGCUUCCUGAUGCUACUAAUGCCGGAGACGGUGAACCUCCGGCUGCCGGACACGGUCGCGCAGGCAGAGAGUAUGGCGACGCGCCGGACGAAACGGCCGCACGACAUAAUCGUCGAUUAGCAGAAGCCUCUGCUAGUACUGUGCAAUAUUGAAUUAAUAGUUAUGUAGUGAGUACAACUCUAAACGUAGAGACAAUACUACGACUAGUCUUUCGUGUUUCCUUAGUUUGUAGGAAAACUGCUGAUGAGAUCGUCGCCAUGCAACAGGAGGAAAAGUGUGAAAGAUACAAUAGUACUUUUCAAGUUGUGCUUGUGUAGUGUAUGUCAUCCAAUGCAAUAGCGGUGACCAUUUUAAUAUAAGUGGACGAUCGUCUUUAUUGUACAAAGAAACAGGGUUUUUAGCAAAAAAUGCUCAAUACCGAAGUAGAUACAAAUUAAAUGAAACGUACAAUUUGCUUUAAGUAGGUAAGUGAUUAAAUUUUAGUCUAAAUUUUAAGUAGUCGAAUACCUAAAAUAAAUAGGUUUUACAUUGCAGAUAUUUAUAUGAUAAGGGAUUUAAGUUGAGAUUCAUUGCUUAGUUUUGAUCAUCUAAGUGAACAAUAUUAUGCCACGACUUACAUCAUUCAGAUGAAACAGUGAUAAAACCUAAGUUUUACAGCUCGAGAAAUAAAAAUUUCUUCAUUUUGUAAGAGUUGAUGUGUGAAUAUUUUUAAUUUUAUAACUUUGUAUAUAUUGUUAAUUUAAAUUAUAAAUCAUACUUAAUUUUAAUCAUGGAUUGAAUAUUUAAUUUUAUAUUGUUUAAUUAUAAGGUUUAAUUUUUA
This is a messenger RNA of Amyelois transitella, 2673 nucleotides long. RefSeq names its product organic cation transporter protein. NCBI's taxonomy places the organism in Eukaryota, Metazoa, Arthropoda, Insecta, Lepidoptera, Pyralidae. The record is from RefSeq and is a predicted model, not a curated record. The coding region runs from base 351 to 1973 and encodes 540 amino acids. Gene Ontology annotation, molecular function: transmembrane transporter activity. Gene Ontology annotation, biological process: transmembrane transport. The transcript has 8 exons. Gene Ontology annotation, cellular component: membrane.